CCUCCUCCUCCUUCAUCCAUUAUGGCUAUCGAAAAGGAAGAGGUCGACGUGGCCGUCAUUGGCGCCGGUCUCUCAGGCAUUGAUGCUGGUUACAGGCUCAAGGAAAUGACAAACCUGAGCUAUACCAUCUACGAGCAAAAGCCCGUCCUCGGCGGCACAUGGCGGCUCUUUACCUACCCUGGCAUCCGCUGCGACUCGGACAUGUACACACUUGGCUUCCCCUUCCGGCCAUGGAAGAGCAACACAUCGAUUGCGGAUGCCGACGACAUCGCAAAGUACAUCGAGGACACGGCAAAGGAGUUUGGCAUUGACAAGAAGAUCCAGUACAACCACAAGGUCAUCCAGGCCUCGUGGUCGACCAAGGAGAAGCGCUGGACGCUCAAGAUGGAGAUCACCGACGGCAACGGAAACGUCGUCUCGGAGAAGCUCGUCUCGGCCAACUUUGUCUUUGCCUGCUCGGGCUACUACUCGUACGACGAGGGCUACUACCCCGAUCUGCCGGGAGCCAAGGACUUCCAGGGCGAGAUCCUCAAGCCCCAGUUCUGGCCCGAAGACCACGACUACACGGGCAAGAAGGUCGUCAUCAUUGGCAGCGGUGCCACGGCCGUGACGCUGCUUCCAAACAUGAUCAAGGGCGGCGCAAAGCACGCGACGAUGCUGCAGCGCUCGCCCGGCUACUACAUGCUCCUCGCCCGUGUUGACCCCGUGGCCCGCGUCCUCGGCUGGUUCCUGCCAAGGGCGUUUGUGUCGUGGUACAUGCGCGUGCGAAACUCGAUCCGCUUCACCGUCUUCUUUGUACUCUGCCGCAUGUUCCCCAGCGCCGCGCGCCGCAUUAUCCGCUUCCUCACGGCCCGCCAGCUGCCCAGUCGCAUCCCCCUCGACCCUCACUUCCAGCCAAGCUACAACCCAUGGGACCAGCGCGUGUGCAUCGUCCCCGACGGCGACUUCUUCGCGUCGCUCCGCGAGGGAACUGGCGACAUUGCCACCGGCCACAUUGACACAUUCACAAAAUCAGGCAUCCGGCUCAAGGACGGCACCGUCCUCGAUGCUGAUCUCGUCGUCCAGGCUACGGGUCUCAAGGUGCAGCUCUUUGGCGGCUGCGACCUCAUCGUCGACGGACGCAAGGUCGACACGGGCAAGAAGACCAUCUACCGCGGCCAGAUGCUCGACGGUGUGCCCAACCUCGCGCUCUCGUUUGGCUACACCAACGCCUCGUGGACCCUCGGCUCGGACCUGUGCUCGCAGUACGUCGGUAACCUGCUCAACCACAUGCAGCUCAACGGUAAAAAGGUGGCCACGCCCCGCCUGCCCAAGUCCAAGGACAAGGAGGCGCCCACAAUCAACCUCAACGCCGGCUACAUCCAGCGUGCCCAGGGCAUCUUCCCCAAGUCGACGGGCGAGUGGCCGUGGAAGAUGAAGGACAACUACAUCAAGGACUACUUCCGCACCACCUUUGGCGACCAGCUCACCGACAUUGAAUUUGCCUAGAGUUUCUUUCUUUUAUUUCUUCUUCAUCUUCUCAUUACGAAUGCUUCCACCACCUCGUCUCUUGUAUAUUCAUCAUUCAGACUUUCCCCUCUCUCUCGGAUCCACGCCUCCCUGCUUUUCCCCACACUGCCCGCAAUAAUGAUUGAACCAAUCGCUGCUU
This is a messenger RNA of Acaromyces ingoldii, 1648 nucleotides long. Its product is annotated as monooxygenase, flavin-binding family protein. Gene Ontology annotation, molecular function: NADP binding; flavin adenine dinucleotide binding; N,N-dimethylaniline monooxygenase activity. The transcript is spliced from 3 exons. NCBI's taxonomy places the organism in Eukaryota, Fungi, Basidiomycota, Exobasidiomycetes, Exobasidiales, Cryptobasidiaceae. Bases 22 to 1488 code for a protein of 488 amino acids. The record is from RefSeq and is a predicted model, not a curated record.